UCAGUCAAACUUUCACACUCCGCGAUAUUCGAAGUAUGCUCGUGCGCCCAUUCGCCAACGUCGCGCUGCAACGCGGUUCUCCUACAUUCGAGAAAUGUUAGCCGGCAGUAUGAGCCAAUAAUCAAUUGCGAAAUGAAUAUGUCGUUGACUACUUAUAAAUUACGUACCUCUCAUAAAAGUUAAUAUAGCCAAUAAAAGUUGAUUGACCGAUAAAAAUAAAAGAUCAAGAGGAAAUUGAAAGCAAAAUUGAAGUGAAAAAAAAUUAAUUACUGCAUAAAACAGAUUUUUUAAUAAUUUCGCAAACACAUAAUUAACAUGUCUGCGAAAUUGUAAAUAUGCUGUAAAAAAUUGUUGGUAAAAAUGUUAAUACCAAAGUAAAUGUAAUCACGGUCAAAAGUAAUUUUUCUUGAAGGGAACUGAAUUGCUGUUUACUGGAGCGAUUGGUUGUACGUAGUGAAUUGCGCUGCAAUGUUGUCGGUGAAAGUUCACUUUGAUGAUAAAGGUAAAAUCACAUGCCUUAUCCAAAAUAGAAGGUGCCAGAAAAUCGUAAGAUUUUAUAAUACUACAGAAAUCGGUGCGCGUGAACGAUGAUAAAGAGAUACUGUGCGUAACAUAAAGUUGUGGGAGGAAAAAAACAAGAGAAAGUUUGAAGAAGAACAUAUUAAAGAUACAUUAAGACACUUCAAACUAAAAUCAACAAAUCAAUUCUAAAUUAAAAAUACAUAUUUCAAAGAACAAUAAUAUUGAACGUUACUUUUGGACAUUCAAAUUUACCAUAAAUGCGCAUGCGCGUUAUUUGAAUAACAACAAGGAGGAAUUCUAUUGUGUUCUUAAAUAAUAACUGUUUUUCUUGCCUGGUCGAAGUAAGAAAUCAAGAGUGCAACGUCAUAAUUCGGUUCGUGAAGGUUCCUCGAAGAAGAUGGCAUGAUUUAGACACGGCAGACAUUUAAAAAGGAAGACGAUUUUUUUAUCAUAAUAUUAUAAUUAAUUUUGUUUUAAUUAUAUACAUGAUUAAAAUGACAGUGAUACUUAGUAUAUUAUUUGUAAUAUUGCACGGGAUGCAAUACACAUGGGGAUACAAUGUAUUACUUGCUACUAUGGGUGGUACAAAAUCGCACACGGUACCAUUCGUAGCUUUGGGAACAGCCUUAAGAGAUAGGGGACAUAAUGUUACCCUGCUAAGCGCAUUUCCGGGACCUGCAGCUAAUAACGAUCUUUUAGAAUUCGUUCCACCCAUUCUAGAGGCUUAUGUGGGCAAUUACACGUCAGAAUGGGAUCUGGUUGGAUCUAGAUUUAGGAAUGAGCUACCAUUAUCGCCAUGGAAUGCGAUGAGGUACGGUUGGGAAGCUUGCGAAGCUCUUCUCCAGGACAAUAUGUCUAUAAGUAAUCUAAAAACCCCUCAAGGUGAUUCCGAAGCUCAUUGGGACGUGGCAGUUCUUGACGGAGCGUAUCCGGAAUGUCUUCUAGGAAUUUUACACGGAGAGAGCGUCCCUACUAUUAUGUUAAACACCGUCGCUUUGUACAGUGGUUCCAUAUCGCGUCAGGGUAAUCCAUCGCUCUGGUCCAUAACCCCUUAUUUUGGUAAAGGUUUAACGCAGGAUAUGAACUUCUUUCAAAGAAUUCUUAACGCUGCCUGUUUGGCAACACUGGAAAUGAUGCACUGGAUCAUGACCACCGGAUAUAUACAGCCAACCCUACAUAAAUACUUGGGUGACCAAGUUCCGGAUGUGAGGGAUUUAAUAUCUGAAGUACCAUUGACUCUGCAAAAUAGCCAUUACGCAGUGGCCGAUUCUGUUCCGUAUUUGUCCAACGUAGUGAACGUAGCAUGUCUUCAUUGUAGACCGGCGAUGCAACUUAGUCUCGAUUUAGAGACUUUUCUGAGGCGAGGAUUCAUUUUUGUCUCGAUGGGCUCCUCGGUACGCGCAUCGGGAAUGCCAGACGCCCUUAGAGAGAUCUUCUUAGCGGCAUUCGCAACCUUACCGUAUAACGUUGUUUGGAAGUGGGAAGGCGGAAAGAUAGAUAAUCUUCCUGGUAAUGUGAGGACAGCCGCCUGGUGGCCGCAGCAGGAAUUACUUGGCCAUCCUCAACUCCGAGCGUUUGUAUCCCAUGGAGGUUUAUUAUCCUUACACGAAGCUGCGUACCAUGGUGCACCAGCUCUGGUGUUACCCGUGUUCUGUGAUCAUGACGGAAAUGCAGCACAGGCUGAAAAACAAGGUUAUGCCUUAGUUAUGGAUUUGGCUAGUAUCUCGGUAACUGAACUUCGAGCUGGUAUAAUGAAGGUGGCAGCUGGAAAUAAUAAUAGUUAUAGAGAAGCAGCUAAGAGAAAGAGUUCAUUACUCAAGGAUCUUCCUCUGGAACCCAGAGAAUUAGCUACCUGGUGGGUGGAACAUGUUGCUAAAUACGGUGGUGCAGAUCAUCUUAAGAGUACAUCCAGGCAUAUGGGAACCAUCCAGUAUUACUCCCUUGAUGUAGCUGCAUUUUAUCUGAUCACUUUACUUGGUUUAAUCUAUACAUCUAGAAAACUAACGCGAAGACCCAUUACAGUCAGGCACGCGGUUACCAAAAGGAAAAUGAACUGAUGCAAUUAUUUUUUUUAUUUAUUUUUAUUUUCACUUUUUAUCUAUACACUCUUCAUGUCCGGCAAUACCACCUAAUGCGCCAAGCGCUUGUACCUAAGUAUCUUAAGAGAAUAAAACUAGGUGUUCACAGUCACAAAAAAUUAAGUCUUAAGCAUUCAGUCUAUUUAUGGCAUUUAUUAACAUCUUUUGCAACCACUUUAUAAAAUUCAAUUUCACCCUGGUGAAAGUAAGACUUCGCCACGGCCACUCAAACCGAUUAAUACGGUCGGAACGAGUCAGAAUACUUUGGAUAUUCGUAUCAGGGCAUUGCACUCCUUCAACUGGAUGCAACGACUACCUUGCACUUUCAAUACUGAUCCGGAGAUUCAAGAAAUUCAUAUUCUUAGUUUUGCAUCUUAUCGAUAAACACCACCGAUAUAUAUACAUAUAUGCAUCAUCGUAAAAUUUUCGUCACGCUGCAGCUUUCCUGAAUUGGAGGCCUCAUAUCGCAAUCAUCGUUGCGGCAUAAUUGCAUUGUAAUUGCAGCACCGACGCUCAACGAAUGCUAUGCUAUUCCUUUCGUGAAAGUUUGGAUCGCAAGGCACGACACAACAUUUUACGUGUCAUGCUCCCUUAGGGCAAAUCAGAAGAUUUGCUACAGGAAAGUGAAGCGACUAAAUUAAGAAACGUAGGCAAUCUCACAAUUAAGAUAUUCAGGGAUAAUUAUAUUCAAUAUAGAAUUUAUUUUAGCUAACCAGUGUCGAAAUAUUCAAGCUAGCGAGAGUUCAGCUGUAACAGUUUUGAUUCAGCAACAAAUCAACAGAUGAGCAUUGGGCCAAUGCCUGUUCCAGACAUCAGAAUGCCGAGGACAACAGUGGGGAUAACAGCAUCCUCGCUACUAAUUCUAAAAUUUUUACAUGGGCAUUCAAGUUAUUGCAAUAUGUACUUUACCGACAGCCAGUAUGCAAAGUAUUAAAUUGCUGAUACUUUAAUUAAAAUUUCCCGUUGAACCGCAUUCUUAGCUAAUAUUCGAUUACCAAGAUUACGUCAAGUUUCUAUAGAGAUAACUAGAGAUACAUAUAUGUCCUAGUACAUGUUCUCAUAAUUCUUCAAGGACUCCAAUAUCAAUGCUUAUUUAAUGGUACUAUUUUAGUUCCAACAAAUUUUAUUAAUAAAUGAUACUGAUAGCGGCUGAGUUAACAAACAUUUGUCAAAGACUUCAUAGUCCUAACGAAAAUUUGAAUCGUACCAAACGUAUGCAUAACUCCUGUAUAGUAAGUUCUGUAACGGCCAACCAGGAGGCGCCGGUGUAUAAAAGGAAGUAGGAAUACAGGCACUUCAAUUCAAAUUAUUUCGGCUUCAGAAAAUCUUACAACGCCCAGUGCACCUUGCCCGCCUCUUUAAUAUUCAAACAUGAUGUUGACAGGUUCAUGAAGAAUAAUAAAGGUAAGUAAUAUAAAAUGUAUAAAAUAGUCUGUAGCUAAUAAUGAUCUAAAUCAGUAGGUGAAGUGCGCUUGACGGUGUUAGGAAGAUGUUACAAAUGUGACAUUAUUCACCUUAGAAUUAUAAAUCUGGUGAAAUAUUUUAUCUAAUUUUAUCUUAUUUUCGUAUCACUUUACCGUCUGCUGCUCCGUUUAAGAUAUAAAGGAGUAUCAAAAGUGGGAAUGACAAUUGUCCAAGAAUGCAUUCACUACAGUAAAAAGUUCAUGAGGUACAAACGGGCUUGUUGUUUUUAUAAAAUUUUUCUCCAUUAUAUUAAUAAUGGUUGACGUUGAUUUUAGAAACACACUUUUCCGAAGAGCAUGAUAAUCUUGACAAUUUUUAGAUUAUGGACAAACUUCAGCCAUUAGAUAUACAAAUUGUUAGUUAACUCAUGAAAUAUGAUUGAUUCACAGUUGUUACUUUUAACGCUGGCUUAUUUUCUCAGUCUAAAUGAUUGUGAGGUUUUGUAAGUACAUGUACGUAUGUAAACACACAUUGUAUAUAGGGCAACCAUAAAAUGACGAGUAGAUAGAAUCUAAUAAGCACGACAUACGUAUAAGAAGGUGUUGAUAGAGAAAUUCGCUGUGUCGAAUAACAAGCAAUAAUAGGACCAUCUGUCGGAAUUGCAUAAUCGUACAUUUCCAAUGGUGCGACUUGUAUCGAUUUCUAGAAUAUUUUUAGUAUAUACUUAAAAUAAAAGUCUCUAGGAUAAAUAUCCCUUUUUUAACAUAUAUCUGUUUCUACUGAGUAUUAACGUGUUUUUCAAAAAAACAU
Cephus cinctus (wheat stem sawfly) is the source of this 4814-nucleotide messenger RNA. It is a transcript of the gene Ugt50B3, whose product is annotated as UDP-glucuronosyltransferase 2C1. Bases 1008 to 2579 code for a protein of 523 amino acids. The transcript has 8 exons. NCBI's taxonomy places the organism in Eukaryota, Metazoa, Arthropoda, Insecta, Hymenoptera, Cephidae. The record is from RefSeq and is a predicted model, not a curated record. Gene Ontology annotation, molecular function: UDP-glycosyltransferase activity.